GCUUUCACGUACUUCGAAGGCGCCAACCAUAUUGCGGACAACGAGACUGGCACCUCUCUCGCCCAAGAGGUCGGCCUGCUCAACACAUCCACUACUAUGUUCCAGCUGGCGGGUGUGGGAAUGGCGGCCGCAACGACUUGGUUUGCCGUAGCACAAACUCUGUCGCAGCAUCAGUUCGCCGACCCGGACAGCCGGCUAUUUGUGGAAGACCGGUCCACACUUUGCAUUGGCGGUGCUGUCAUUUCGCUUGUUGUGGCAACUCCCUUCAUGACCAUUUUUGAUGUUGUUGCGGAGGCCGUGCUCUACAGCAAAGUCGUAGACCGGCAGCGCAACCCCAAAGGGAAAGGGCUGCCAGCCUCGUCCAGCAUGGUCUUCAGGAAUUGUUCCCCGUGGCGGCGGACACUGCAGGACAUCACGUCCUGCAACUGUGCCUACCGAAAUGGUGCGGAUGUCACACAAAGCCAAAGCUCUGGGGCCUUUGGACUUCUGGAUUGGGGAUCUCAGACAUUCCAAGUGCAAGGAAGCCCGUCAAUGCCAGCCUUUGCUCCAUCUUCACCCUUCACUGGCCCUGUGUGA
Messenger RNA from Symbiodinium sp. CCMP2456, 576 nucleotides. The record is from the annotation of a GenBank genome assembly. NCBI's taxonomy places the organism in Eukaryota, Dinophyceae, Suessiales, Symbiodiniaceae.